Molecule: messenger RNA, 2565 nt
Organism: Penicillium oxalicum
Lineage: Eukaryota; Fungi; Ascomycota; Eurotiomycetes; Eurotiales; Aspergillaceae
Exons: 1
Coding region: 1-2565 (854 amino acids)
Biological process (GO): TORC2 signaling
Cellular component (GO): TORC2 complex
Source: RefSeq, a predicted model, not a curated record
AUGAAUCCUACCGUUCGUCUGACAAACUCGCCGGGGCGUGCUGUCACCGGCCCACCGGUCUCCGGCUGCCGCAAUCCUUCGCAGAUACAUCCUCAGCAUCGACCACGACCGCCUUCGGACGAUGAAGACGAGGACGACGAGGAAUCGGAUGAAGAGGACAUCGGCCGACCCGCCUCGUCUGGCAGCGACGCCUCGUCAAAUGUGACCACCGUCUCGGCUGCGCCCAUCACUCCAGUCUCUACACAACCUCACGGCUCAAGUUAUUUCUCUCCUCAGAAGCGCUCCGCCUCAACCACCACGUCACCUCAGUACACAGCUCGCGCAAUGCCCGCGGACUCCUCCACUGGCCGUCGGCCACUGGGUCGGGGUCCCUCUAUCGAAUUACCUCGCCAUCGAUCCAGACAACAUUCACAGGGGUUCUUCGAGCCUUCGCUGCCCACCGCAUCGUCAGAGCAGGCCCCGACGGUUUCAGCUUCCCGAAUUGCGGCCCAGGCGGCCAUGCAACAGAUGAAACGACCACAAACCACAUCCCAGCAGGCCGAUGAGACGAAGCGCAAUGAGAGUGUAUCGCCGCCUCUGAUGCCCCUUCCCCUCCGCGUCAAUCAGCCCCCUCCAUCUCUUCCCCCUCCAACGAAUGCACCCAAUGUGGCCACGACGGCAGCGAACGUUGUCUUCCCACGCACCGGCGGUGGGUCGUCAACCACUGAAGCCCAAGUCUCCGAGAAGCAGAAAAUCAAGAAACUUUUCUCUAAACCGAAACAUAUUGGGAUCAGUCGUGACAAAGAUCAUCGGGAUCGAGGGCUGCCAUCACCCAGCAAGAUGCCCAGUUUGUCACGCAUCGUCAGCGCCUCGACUACUAGCUUGGCCGAUCUUCCCUCGAACAACUCUUCCAUGUACAACUUGUCCAAUGCCUCGGUCAGCACUGUGGUCCCGGCGGAUCGACCCCCGGCGCCUCCGGAGAAGGACAAGGACAAGGAUAAGGACAAGCACAAGCAUCAUUUCCUGUCCCGGCAAAAACUCAAGUUGAAAGACCGUGAUGACCACUACAACCUACCACUUUCCUCGGCAUCGAGCAAUUCCCGACCGGCCGACCCUAAUGCACCGCAGUCAUUGUAUUCCUUUACGAGUCCAGCGUCUCCAGCGCCGGGGGCCACCUUUGGAAAGUCGGUCAGUGGGCUGGACCUGCUGCACGGUGGACGAGCACUCCGUGAGAAAAAGAAGGAAGAAAAAGCGCUUGCUGAAUCCGAUCCACUAGAAUGGCUUACGAGCUCGGCAAGCGGUGCCACGACGCCUGGUGGGAUCACAGGUCCGUCUUCCUUGGCCAGUCCCUCUGGUAUUCUGGGCGAGGCUGUGAUACGGGAGACCUUGCAAGUGUUCGGGCUCAACAACAUGUCUCCGGAAGAUGCGUGGGAUUUCCUCAAGGCUAAAUUGCUGGUCAUAUUUGCCGGGGAGGAUGUGCGGUUCGCCAUUGAAGAUCUGAAUAAGCUGGUGCUGAUACACCUGCAACUCUUUGUGCAUAAACGAGCGCCCGCCCAGAUCGUCACGGAUCUCCGGGAGCUACUGGAGGCUGGCUUUGCCACACUCAACCACAGCCUCUUGAUCGGAGUUCCCGAUGAGAAGCUUGUACCUCACCUUGUGCAAGCGUGGAUGUUGGUCUUCGGCACCAUUUUACCCUUUAUGCAGGCCGUGUUUCUACCGCUGGACCUGGAAUUCAAGGGGGCAGGAUCUCUCAUGACCCCUCGCGAGGCUCGUGAAUUCUGGGGGGUCCUUCCGCCCGGUCAAGCACUCGACGUGCGUAACCUAGUCUUGAUUGCAUUCCGCGAUCGCAUCAUUCUGAAUCGGUACGAAAUCCUUAAAACGACUUUCUCUCGACUCUCGUUGGAUAGCAUCAACUCAGGGCUCGCGCCUCUCAGCGUCACUACGAAGAGCAGUGGCGCGGGCGGUCGUCCCGGAACCGCCGCGUCUCUUGACGCGACGCCUGGUAGCUAUAAUUCACAGUCGUCAAAUUUACUCAGCACCGGCGCCGCAGAUAGUUACUCGUCAGACUCAUUUAGCGCACUGGUGCGUCCACUGAGCAACGACACUCGCAGUCGCGCGGCGUCCAAUACUUCCUCGAACCCGGACGCGCUUAUCUUUUCCUCCAUGACCUCCCAAGCCCCGAGUCAGCGGCCCACGAUCAUCCACCAUGGAAGCUCAACGGACUCGUCCCAUGUCAUUACCGAGACGGUAGGCCGAAUGCUUCAAUGCGUCAGCGUGCUCGCCAGCGUCCAAACAGACGAUCAGCCACAGGAGAACAUUGAAGUCUUGAGUAAAGCUCUCAAGCACAACUGGCUGGGCCGCGGUCGCACGGGUCGAGAUCGGCGUGGCUUUGUCGGUGCCAAAGUCCGACCGGUCAUGGUCGGUGGAACGCCCACUCUUGACGAAGCCGAGUCCUUUCGUAGUGGAGGCAAGAGUGUGGCCAGCCCCAGGGCGAGGGGGGAUUCCUCGUCAUCGGAAUGGAGUGGGCGAGGUGCCAUGGGGACAAGUCUGCGGAGCGCUAGUCGGCGCGAGUUGAGUGUGCUCUAG